Molecule: messenger RNA, 1089 nt
Organism: Chenopodium quinoa (quinoa)
Lineage: Eukaryota; Viridiplantae; Streptophyta; Magnoliopsida; Caryophyllales; Amaranthaceae
Product: glycine-rich protein 2-like
Exons: 1
Coding region: 100-705 (201 amino acids)
Molecular function (GO): nucleic acid binding; zinc ion binding
Source: RefSeq, a predicted model, not a curated record
ACCCCUUCCUCCUUCUUUCUCACACCUAAAAUAUCUUCUUCAUCUUUCUUUUUUUAUUCUAGUGAGAGAAAGUAAGAAAGAAAACCAGUCUACUCAAAAAUGGAGGACCAAGGAGGAGAGAGGCUCAAGGGUACUGUCAAGUGGUUCAAUGACACCAAGGGGUUCGGCUUCAUCACCCCUUCUGAAGGCGGCGAAGAUCUCUUCGUUCACCAGUCAUCAAUCCGAUCUGAGGGGUUCCGUUCCCUCGGUGACGGUGAAGAGGUUGAGUUCAUCAUCUCAACUGGUGACGACGGUCGUACUAAGGCUGUUGAUGUCACUGGUCCUAAUGAAGGCCCCAUCCAAGGCUCCACUCGUCGCGGCGGAGGCGGCGGUGGUGGCGGUGGAGGGUAUGGCGGUGGUGGUGAAGGAAGGAGAUCUGGCGGUGGUGGAUAUGGAGGUGGUGGGUACGGCGGAGGAGGCGGUGGGUAUGGCGGUGGUGGGUAUGGAGGAGGAGGCGGUGGGUAUGGCGGAGGAGGCGGUGGUGGAAACUGCUACAGCUGUGGUGAGGCAGGACACAUGGCGAGGGAAUGUCCUAGUGGUGGCGGCGGAGGUGGAGGAAGGUACGGCGGAGGCGGCGGUGGCCGAGGAGGAGGUGGUGGUGGUGGGAACUGCUACUCUUGUGGAGGUGAUGGACACUUUGCUAGGGACUGUACUGCUGCUCCUUGAUGAAUGAUGAUGAAUUUAAAUGUUUUAAGGUUAUUAUUAUUAUUGUUAUGGUUGUUAAUUAAGUAUGUUGGUUUUUGUUAUAGGGUUUAAUGAAAAAUGUCUGUGGGUUGAGUUGGGGUUUGGGAGAAAAUAUUUUGUGGGGGUUUAAGAUGUAUUUUCUCUCUAAUUUUUAUUAUUACAACUAGUUUGUCGGCUAUGGUGAAUUAGGGUAUGAUAAGAAGGGUAGUAGGAGUCUUUUUAAAUUUUAUCUACUUUUGAAGAAAAAAAAAAUCAAGAAUGGAGAUGUGUUUUAACAGGAUAUUUUAGAUGAGAUUGUGCUUUGUCAUCCUUUUGAUCUCUGUUGAAAAAUGUCAAUAUUAAUGAAAUAUACUUCCUUCCCUUUUU